This is a messenger RNA of Adineta steineri, 339 nucleotides long. NCBI's taxonomy places the organism in Eukaryota, Metazoa, Rotifera, Eurotatoria, Adinetida, Adinetidae. The record is from the annotation of a GenBank genome assembly.
AUGCAUAUUUUAGAUAAAGACUAUACGGCGAAAGAUCCAUCGAAAGAUAAAACAUGUGGACAUGCAGGUCUUUGUGUUCUACGUGAACUAACCUACUUUGACAUUGGAGAGAGUUUCUGGUUUGAUUCACUUCAUGGUUUAUAUUCCGGAGUAUUCAAAGAAGAGUUUGCGAAAGCAGCAAGAAUAGUAGAAGCAGAAUUGGCUCAAAGUCAAAUGGCUGUUCGUGCAGCAACGACGGAUGGUGAACGUCAGCAACGUGGUGGUGUGGUUAAUAUGAAAAUGGGCGACGUGCUCGAUACGCACAAAGAGUGGCGAGGUGAACGCGAAAAAGAUGGCUAA